GCCGUGCGCCCUGCGUUCAGCGGACUCGGUCGGAGCAGGGCAGCCACACACCGUGCAGCACCAUGACUUCAGCCAACACCUACGAUGUCAUAGUGGUCGGAGGGGGCAUAUCAGGUUUGAGUGCAGCAAAGCUGUUGAAAUCCAGCGGGCUGAAUCCCGUAGUGCUGGAGGCCAGGGAUCGAGUCGGCGGUCGCACCUUCACUGUGCGGAACAAGGAGACAAAGUGGGUUGAUAUAGGCGGGGCAUAUGUCGGACCAACUCAGAAUCGCAUCUUGCGUUUGGCGAAGGAGUACGGCAUCCAGACCUACAAAGUCAACGAGGAAGAGAGCCUGCUGCAUUACGUCAAUGGGAAGUCACACACAUUCAAAGGCUCCUUUCCUCCCAUCUGGAACCCCUUCGUCUUGUUGGACUACAACAACCUUUUCAGGACGAUCGAUGAGAUGGGCAUGGAGAUUCCCAAAGAGGCGCCGUGGAGAGCUCCCCAUGCUGAGGAGUGGGACAGGAUGAGCAUGCAGCAGUUCUUGGAAAGAACCUGCUGGACCAGCACCGUUCGCCGCUUCGCCACGCUGUUCGUCAACGUGAACGUGACAUCGGAGCCCCAUGAGGUGUCGGCUCUGUGGUUCCUCUGGUACGUGAAACAAUGUGGAGGAAUCAUGAGGAUCUUUUCAACCACUAAUGGGGGACAGGAGAGGAAGUUUGCAGGCGGCGCGGGUCAGAUCAGCGAGAGCAUGGCCAACGAGCUGGGAGAGCGAGUGAAGAUGGAGUCGCCGGUCUACAGGAUCGACCAGACCGGAGACCUGGUGGUGGUGGAGACGGUGAACAAAGAGACCUACAAGGCCAGGUACGUGGUCGUGGCCGUUCCUCCUACACUGAACCUGAAGAUGCACUUCAGCCCCGAGCUGCCUCCGCUCAGGAACCAGCUGAUCAACCGCGUCCCCAUGGGCUCCGUCAUCAAGUGCAUGGUCUACUACAAGGAGAACUUCUGGAGGAAAAAAGGUUACUGUGGCAGCAUGGUGAUUGAGGAGGAGGGUUCUCCUAUCGGCCUGACGCUGGAUGAUACAAAGCCUGAUGGGACCAUGCCUUGCAUUAUGGGAUUCAUCCUCGCCAGCAAGUGCAGACAGCUGUCAAGCCUGACUCGAGAAGAGAGGUUGAGGAGGAUCUGUGAGAUUUACUCCCGAGUCCUGGGCACAGAGGAGGCUCUGCAUCCGGUGCACUACGAGGAGAAGAACUGGGCCGAGGAGCAGUACUCUGGCGGCUGCUACACGGCCUAUUUCCCCCCAGGGAUCCUUACCCAGUUCGGCAGGGUGCUGCGGGAGCCGGUUGGCAGGUUGUACUUUGCAGGCACAGAGACGGCCACGGAGUGGAGCGGCUACAUGGAGGGGGCCGUGCAGGCCGGAGAGAGAGCAGCCAGAGAGAUCUUGUGCACGAUGGGUAAAAUCCAGCCGAGUCAGAUCAUCGAGGUAGAGCCUGAGAGCAAGGAAGUCCCGGCGCUGCCGUUUGUCACCACCUUCUGGGAGAGGAAUUUGCCGUCGGUGGGCGGUUUGUUGAAGCUCAUGGGAGUCUCCACCUUCCUCUCCGCUGCCACCGCCGCCGCCGCCUUUGUGGCGUACAAGAAAGGCCUGCUCCCCCGGAGUUAAACCCGCCAACACGUCGUCUCACUCUUCUGCCUCCCGCCGGCGGAACCGCUCAAAGGAAACUCUCACGCACUUCUCGUCGUACGCCACUUUAGAGCCCGAGCUACAAAGUGGCAGAAACAAAGAAAGAAAAAACGAUUUAUAUCUAUAUAUAUAUGUAUGUAUAUAUAUAUAUAAACACGCACUGUAACUGUGUGCAAAACGAAGAGUGAGACAAAGGUUGAUGGGACUGAUAAAGAAUUAGGAGUCUGAGACUUUUUAAUCGACAGUUGAUCUGAGAACCACAUUAAAACCAAUGAAGGAAAAAAAUGAAAACCUAAAGAGGAAAAAAUAUCAACCAUGAAUAUAAAUCCAUCACUACUCCAUCCAUUGCCAAUGACGUUCACAUUCUUGCUUGUGUGUGAAUGUUUGUGCGUCUGCAAACAUGCACACGUGCUUUGAUGAGCAUGCAUUUGUGUGUGUGUGUGUGUGUGUGUGUGUGUGUGUGUGUGUGUGUGUGUGUGUGUGUGUGUGUGUGUGUGUGUGUGUGUGUGUGUGUGUGUGUGUGUGUGUGUGUGUGUGUGUGUGUGUGUGUGUGUGUGUGUGUGUGUGUAUGUGUGUGUGAGUGUGUGUGUUUUUCCACUGUGUCUAAUUACCUCUGCUGAUUUUUUUUUUUUAGACACUGAUUAAUUCUGGCGAAGCAGUCGUAGGCGUUUGUUGAAAUGCAGCAGCAUCGCCGGCGUCUGGGGCCGCGCCGCCGGCCGCUAGAGGAGCCCGGGCUCGUUUGUCAUUCUCCGACCCGCUGUCAACAAACGCCAAAACAAACUAAAAGGAAUGAAUGAAUCGCGCUUUUAAUCAAGCUUUACGUGGCUCGUCUGUUUUAGGCCCGUCGGCGCUCAGACGUCAGCGAGUUGAACCUUUUGCGAUAGUCGCUCUGCUGCUACGAAAUCUCAGCAGGACGGCUCCACGAGCCUGAAGUGACGUGACCACGACACCACGAGCAGUGACGCGUUGCACUUCUGAGGAGAAACCUCCGCCCUUUGAUCGGUGCGUCGACGAGGGAGCGUGAAGAGAAAAUAAAUAAAAAGGAAAGGGGUUAAGGCCUUUAAAUGUUGGAGGUUCUCGUUCACUGACCUUUAGCCAAAAAGGGAGAUUUUAUUGGACGUGAUUCUGUUGUCACAUGUGCAGCAUGCGAGCUGCUGGUGAUGCUGGUAGUUGCAUUUGUGUGAUUUGCAGCGCAGCUCUGACUUUUUUAACUAAUUAUCUACAGACAUCGGCAUCAACACAUCAGGUUAUCAACGUCAGUCAGACGAGACUCCACGUCCCUCCCUGCUGCACGACGGUGCAUGCAGCUGAUUUUUAAAGCUGUUUUUCCCCAUUUUUCAUGGGUUUUGUUCAUGAUAAAACGUUCCAGCGGCCUAAAUACUGAAGGAUAAGAACGAAUAUCAUAAUACCAUCCUCCUCCUUCAAAUAAAAGCUGUGUUUGGUGGUGAAGUUUGUACUGUUGCUCUGUAUUACUGUCUUUUAGUUGCCUAAAUGUCACGAAAGCAAUCGAAUGUAUUAUAUCCGAGCUCGGCACAUCACUUGUCUUAUUAGGAUAAUCAACGUGCAUAUUUUUGACCAUCCGUCGGCCACGGUUUAGUUCUCCUCGACUUUUUGUAUCAAAGUAAAACUACAUGAUGUUUGGAAAGAGACGUUUUGUUAUUUAUUGGAAGCGUUUCAGUGAAAUGAUGCAGUCUGACUCCAGCUCUGACCGGAGUGAGGAUCUUAUUUAUCUGAGUGAGAGCCGGCUGCUCGUUUACGACUCGUUAUUCCAACACGUGCGAGCGGAGCAGCAGAUGAGUCUCAGCUGGAAGUGGCAGCGGUGGAGCGUCUGCGGUCAGAGUGCGAGCCGUUCAUAAUGAACCCGUCCUUCAGGGCAGGUGUGAUGUCUGACGGUGUCUGGUGCCGGAGAGCGUGUGCAGCUCUGAACGUCCACCGCGGGGGCCGCUGUUUCUGAGUGUCGUGUAUCUGUCGUGCCUUAAUGGAAGUGGUGGUGUUUUGUCAUUUUGCUCAAGUGCCUGUGUGACUCCGACACGCUCCGUCUCUCCUCUCCUCCCUCCCUGGCACGGGCCAGAUAAAGCAGUGGACCGGUGUGCAGGAACGCCUAAAACCCGCCCUCUCAGUUCCCUGUAACUGUUGUUCCCCCGACGUGAACCCGACUCAGGUAAACCCAGGUGUAGAAACUCGGCAUCAGCUGUGAACAAUAGAGCUCCGACUGUUGAUCAAACUGCUCGUCUCCAGCGACAACAAGCCCGCGUGCGCUUCGUGUUGUGAAUGCAGUUACUUCACUGUGUCUCCCCUCAUCUCGUCGCCCUGCGGCUGCUUGACCUUUGACCCGCCGUCAUCCCGGUGUCUGCACCGGUUUGGUACAACUGCGGUCAGGACAAUGACUGACCUCCCUCACAUUUCUAAACUCCUGUUUUUACGGUUGGCUGAUGAAAGUGAACAAACGCGCUCCCUCCAUCAGCAGACACGACCACCCACACCCGUCUAGAUUCUCCUGGACGCCGUUUCCCGUCCGUCUGUGCACAUGAGCCUCCUUAACUGUUCCUGUGACCUGUUCUUUGAUGUGUAUGAUUCUCCUAACUAAAGUUGGUGAUAUUUAAGAGAAUAAAAUGUGAAAUAAAACUUUUAA
Molecule: messenger RNA, 4290 nt
Organism: Cololabis saira (Pacific saury)
Lineage: Eukaryota; Metazoa; Chordata; Actinopteri; Beloniformes; Belonidae
Gene: maoa
Product: monoamine oxidase
Exons: 15
Coding region: 63-1637 (524 amino acids)
Molecular function (GO): oxidoreductase activity
Source: RefSeq, a predicted model, not a curated record